ACGGCAAAGAAUAAAAACUGAUUAGACACUUUGUGAUUAGGUGGUGGAAAUCGUCGAGUAACACUUUUAUAAGCAGUAAAGCCUGAGCGUCAAAAAACAAUUUAUUCACUAAUACUGACGGGAAGAGCAAAGAUGAAAUACUCACAAGAAAGGAGUUUGAAUAGUAGUGACGGAUCCAGGGCUUACUGAUAAGGGGAGGCAAUCUUUGCAAGGGGGUGAAGUCCCCUCUCAGAAGUUCCGGGAGAGUACUUGUAAGAAGAUUGCUAAGCAAUAGGGUUUCAUCGCACGAAGAAGUGACAUUCUUAUGGAAAGUGACAUCAAGAACGAAACUUCAGCAACGGCAGGAGACAUAAGGAACGUAUCUUCGGAUGAAGUAGCAACUGCUGUAGUGCUCCUACCAUCAGAUCCGUUCGAAACCUAUCGUGGUUUCAGUUUCCGUUUUGUUUUCACUCUGGUUGGCUGUCUUAUAAUACUGAGCAACGUUACUGUUAUUGGAUCUCUUGUUAGUAGUCGCCGUCUCCGGUUCUCCGGCUUCUACCCAGUUGUUAGCCUUGCUAUAGCCGAUUCACUGGUUGGCUUCCAUAUCCUUCAGUUUAGCGUGUUUCACCUUCCUGAAAAUCCUACUAUUCAAUUCUGUCUUGUAUUAAUGAGUACAGGGACUACGUGUAUUUUAGCUUCCGUGUUGAAUAUUUUGCUAAUCGCAGUUGACCGAUACAUUUAUGUCAGGUAUGGCAUUCACUAUUACAUUUGGAUGACUAAAAAAAUGACCAUAGCCAUCAUCAUUUUGUCCUGGGCGACAAGUAUCAUUUUCGGUUAUGCUCCUGUGUAUGGAUGGUGGAGUGGCGUCUUUAACAACAGAUGUAGUGUAAGGGAAAUGUUGGCGAAGGAAUAUCUUCUCUUAUUGGCUAUUGCAUUUUUCCUGGCUCCUUUUGCAAUCAUCACAGUUCUGUACUUUAACAUUUUUUUCAGUGCUUAUACUAAAAGAAUUCAAGAUAUGGAUCAGAUAAAUAGACUCCAUAGCAGCAAGGAACAAGACCCGACUGCUAAAUUCCACAAAAGAUCAGAAAGAAUAAGAAUGAUCCGAAGAAUGAGGUCCUGGAAAAUAGUAGUUGUUGUUUUUUUGGCGUUUUUAUUUACAUGGAUGCCAUAUUUAUUCUUUAUAAUAAUCUUCAAUACGAGUAAAGAAGAGAGUUCACCCUCAACUCCUUCGGAAAAAAAGGCUUACGACGUUUUAGCUCUUUUUGGAUAUCUUCACUCCGGUUUUAAUCCGUGCAUUUACUUCUACUGGCAGAAAACGUUUAUUAAAAAUGUCGAAAAAAUUAUUUGUUGCAACAAACAACGGAUACAUCCAGAUUCCUCCAACACUAAGACGCUAGUUUUUCAUAUUGAUAGCAUUCCUAUUUUUAGCCCAUAUUAAUUUUUACGUUUUCUUUGGAUAAAAUGUAAGAUAUCCCUCCACUGCAGAAAGAUUCCAUCAGUUAUUCUGUACAAUAUAUUAGUCUUUUAGGACUGAAAGUGUCUUCUUCAGGUUAAUGGAUACAGAAAAAACGUUAACAAAAAGGAGUAAAUAAGAGCUCGUGGAGUUCAUCUUUUAUUAUAUCUACGGUUCGAAAUAAUGUUUUAAAUUCGAAAAGUAUCAAUAAGAUAUACAUAUAAAUCAAUAAGAUAUACAUAUAAAUCUAGAAACUCUUAUCACCUUCCGUUCUCAAUGAACCAGCAACAUACUUUAAAGUGU
Molecule: messenger RNA, 1735 nt
Organism: Limulus polyphemus (Atlantic horseshoe crab)
Lineage: Eukaryota; Metazoa; Arthropoda; Merostomata; Xiphosura; Limulidae
Product: beta-2 adrenergic receptor-like
Exons: 4
Coding region: 305-1417 (370 amino acids)
Biological process (GO): G protein-coupled receptor signaling pathway, coupled to cyclic nucleotide second messenger; chemical synaptic transmission
Cellular component (GO): membrane; dendrite
Molecular function (GO): G protein-coupled serotonin receptor activity; neurotransmitter receptor activity
Source: RefSeq, a predicted model, not a curated record